Messenger RNA from Penicillium egyptiacum, 420 nucleotides. NCBI's taxonomy places the organism in Eukaryota, Fungi, Ascomycota, Eurotiomycetes, Eurotiales, Aspergillaceae. The record is from the annotation of a GenBank genome assembly.
AUGGAUCUGAGCGAGUUCAAGUCCCUCAGAAGUCUACAUAUUUACCACGUCUUUCUCUGUGGAUUGCAUGGUCCGUACGGGGUCUGGAAAGGCUUACCCCACAGUCUGGAGGUGUUGGAGAUCUUCUACGACGAUACAUACUACACUCAAUUCUUACAUGAGAAUGAUGAUUCGCCGCACGAUCCUUUUGUUCUUGAUUUGAUCAAUCACAAGAGGGCGCAUCUUCCAUAUUUGCACACGGUGACCAUCCGCUCGUCGGAAAAAGUCGAUGAUGCCGAGACAGGGGAGGAACUGCCCGUGGGACUCUGGACACUGCCAUCGCUCACGCGCGAAGCUGAGUCCGCUGCUAUAAAGUUGAACGUGGAACUGGGAUACCGAGAUGGUCCAACUUUGAGAAGACUGAUGUCUUCAAGUCACUAA